AGACACGUGUGUGUCGUUGUGUGUAGCAGCGUAUGUAUGUUUGUGAGCGCGCAUGCGGAGCGCAUUCUUUAGCGCAUAAAGAGUCAUAAGCGCGCGGAAGUAGCACAAUGCGGCUACAAGUAUUGGAUUCUUAGCCAGCUGUCUUCUCAGUUAAACAUUGUUUCUUUUUUUCUCAUGGAUCCUCCUCGCCAAGGUUCAGAACAUGUCAUCACUGAAAGAAGCAAACAGGCAGAGCGGAUCCUUUGACUCCACGAAGUAUGACAUUGAAGACCUGCUUUUCAAAGUCCUUGUUAUUGGCGACUUCGGUGUUGGAAAGACCUCAUUAAUUCGGCGUUACACGGAAGGUGUGUUCGAUCCAUCCUAUAAGAUCACCAUUGGAGUGGACUUCGCUCUAAAGCACCUCGUCUGGAAUGGCAAUAAGCACAUAACCCUUCAGCUGUGGGACAUCGCUGGACAUGAACGCUUUGGAUACAUGACACGGGUGUACUACAAGUAUGCCACUGCUGCUGUGAUAGUCUACGACUUGUCGAGGCCAGCGACCCUACACUCUGUGCUGAAGUGGAAGGCCGAUAUUACUGCCAAGGUGGAGCAGCCAAAUGGGCGGCCCCUGCCAGUGCUGUUGGUGGCUAACAAGUGUGACCUGGGCCCCCAGCCUCCCAAUGCUCGGUUUCUCAGCGCCUUCUGCCAGGAGCAUGGAUUCGCUGGCUGGUUCCCAACUUCAGCAAAGGAGAACAUCAACAUAAACGAAGCCAUGCGGUGCUUGGUGGAGGAAGUGCUGGCUCAGCGAGAGGACUGCCACCUGGCUGGACCCCGCGACCAGUCGCUGAAGCGCCUUGGCCCUCGCACAGCACAGCCUGGCCGUAAACCUUGCUGCCACUGACCAACAGAGCGAGACACUUGACGAGCGGCAAGAUGCUUUAGCUGAGCUAUUUUGUCAGCCACUGAUCCAGCAGUACAGGUAUUUCCUUCUUCGGGGACCCACGCGAUGGCUCAGUGGCUAUCGUGCUACGCUGCUGACAGUACGAGGUUGUGGGUUCGAUACCCGGCCGUGGCGGCAGCAUUCUGUUGGGGGUGGAAUGCGAAAAACACUCGUGUACCGUGCUUUGGGUGCGCGUUAAGGAACCGCAGGUGGUCAAAGCUAAUCUGGAGUCCUCCACUGUGGUAUCCCCAAUAACCUACUGUGUAGUUUCUAAAUGUUAGACCCCACAAUUUAAUUUAAUUUUCCUCUUUGGAUGUGUUCAGAACAAAGGUAUUAGGUAAGCCAUUGCAUGGUGGCUGCGAUCCAACAGCUCAAUUUGCUUGGAAGUAGAGUGAUGCUUUUCUCACUCAUUCUAGUUCAACCUUACUGCUUGAACCUGUAUUUGCUGGAAUCAUUGAAUGGAUGUUUUCCCUCACGUGGCUGGUGUUCAGCGCAAUGGAUGACUGCAGCUGUGCAAAUUUGUUUGCUCACGGGCUAAAUGUUAGUGUUUAGUGGCGUUUUUUUUUUUUCUCGGGAAGUCCUAUUGGUCUUUAGCAUCGUAACUGUAUGUAACUGUCACUCAUGUCACAAGGGCUUUCACUAAACAAGUGACUACUUUUGUUGUACAAUAUGUUACACUAUUAGCUACGCCAGGUCACUUGUCUGUGAGAGCAGAACGCGCAUAAUUGACACAGUCAUAAGUUACCGCACAGUAUUUGAGCAGACAUCACGGUCUGGUUCAAGUAGCAUUAAACAAGCAAAGCCCUAAUAUACUAUGGCAUUUGUGGUGUGUGCCUUAGUGUGAUGGGCCUUUCUUACGGCAGGUAGGUCUUGUAGCAACACGAACGUUGUGAUUACACUGUUUACACUUGACCAUGCUUGUGGCUGGCCUCGAUUUCAUGCCCAUAUUUUAUGUUGUAGAGUUGUAAAUUAAUAUCAUAUUGUGAAGGGAACAAGCAUAAGCAUUCCACUUUGUAUGCAGGUGUCAUUGCUUAAUGUUGGAUUUCAUUCAAUGCAGUUAUCAAUCCUGCGUACAGUGUAAGGCAUGCGCCCUUUAGGUCUAGGCAACAGGUGGAAUGAACAGAUAACUUCCUAUACUUCAGAGCACUGCCACCAGGUGACUCACUGUCUGUGAUGUGACAGAGGGUCAAUCUCAAUGCGGUCUCAUGUACAGUGAACGAAACUGCCAUAGCUGGAAACUUUGACCAAACCUUUAUCCUCGGCUCAAAGUUCAUGCACCAUUUA
Molecule: messenger RNA, 2203 nt
Organism: Dermacentor silvarum
Lineage: Eukaryota; Metazoa; Arthropoda; Arachnida; Ixodida; Ixodidae
Product: ras-related protein Rab-38
Exons: 9
Coding region: 203-880 (225 amino acids)
Biological process (GO): vesicle-mediated transport
Cellular component (GO): Golgi apparatus; trans-Golgi network; vesicle
Molecular function (GO): GTPase activity; GTP binding
Source: RefSeq, a predicted model, not a curated record